AUGGCGGAAGUCAAAAAUGUUCUCAAAAUAAGUCACUAGAUAGCAACUCACGAGUGUAAGGCAUUUGAAAGCAUAAACUCCAAGAUAACGAAUGUGACAACAUUCAAGAAGAUAGUUUGUGUUUAGUUAAAUCCAAUUGUGAGAUAGUUUAACAUUGUAUUCAUUGAAAAGCAUUUAUAUUUAUUUAACAAAACGGGACAACAUCAGUUGAUCAAUUAUCUGCACUGUAUGGCCAUUUUGUGAAAUUUAUUCGGUUAUAAAACUGUGACAAAAUGAUGGAGGAGGAAGGCUCACAAGACCCACUCGGAGCCAGAGACCAUGUGGUUUAUGUUGACAAUAUGACACGGUGGAAUUUUACGGUGUUGCCUCUUGCGUCUGAUGAGGACAGUCAAAACCAUUCUGAGAGUGAAGAAAAAGUGUCACCAUUCCCAUGGAGAAAUGACUUGAACAACAAAAUAAUUUUAUGGAGUGGUGACAUAACUGAAUUGAGUGUUCAUGCCAUCGUACAUUCAACAAAUGAACGAAUGACAGAAAGAUCUAGCGUUACAGAGACACUCUACACAAAGGCAGGUCCCAAAUUGGAGGCAGAAAUUAAAAACAACAUAAAAGUGUGCAAGACUGGUGAUGCCAAAAUCAGUGAGGGUUUUGACCUGUUGAGCCGCUAUGUGAUCCACACGGUCGGGCCGAGGUACAACGUGAAAUAUGUGACUGCAGCAGAAGGGGCUCUGUUCUGCAGCUACAGAAAUGUUCUGCAACUAGUCAGAGAGAAUUCUAUCCGCACCUUGGGUUUAUGUUGUGUACAUUCUGGUAAAAGAGGGUAUCCGCCAAAAGAAGGCGCUCAUAUUGCAAUACGGACAGUGCGGCGGUUUUUGGAGAAAUAUGGAAGUGAUGUUGAUGCCAUAAUAUUUGUCUGUGAUGAUGGAACUUAUAAUGUAUAUGAGGAAGUGUUACCACUGUAUUUCCCACGCAAUCCACAAGAGGAGCGUGAGAGCUUGGCACAUUUACCUGAGGAUAUAGGGGAUGAUAUGGGGGAGCCAGUGAUCCCUGAACGUCAGAUCCGCAUCAUGGAUAAACCCAUAUACCCAAAGUCUGAUGAUCGAGACUUUGAUGACAAGACUGUUGACCUGAACGCAGAGUUCGGUAAGUCAAUAAAUGGCACCGUUGGGCAGCACCCUUUCGCAAGCAUGCAAGCCGACCCAGACACACAGAAACGCCUCAAUCCCAGGUCCGAUGUUGAUAUGAAAAAGGUGGAAGCGAGGAAGAGGUAUGAGCGGCUACUAAAGCGAGCAAGGACAGAAGACCUUACAGACAUUGCUUCCCUGCGUUGUCUGUACAGGACAGGACAGGACCGGUUUGGCAGGCCCGUCAUUGUUUUUGUGGGGAGGAACUUCCCUGCUUCCACUGUGGACCUAGAAAAGGCUCUGCUGUAUGCCAUCCGACUGCUGGACCCAAUUGUGGAGCAGGAUUACGUGGUGGUUUACUUCCACACACACACGAGCGGACAAAACCUCCCGCCCAUGAACUUCCUCAAGAACGUCUACCAUAUCCUAGACCAUAAAUACAAGAAGAACCUUAAAUCCUUUUAUGUUGUACACCCAACAUGGUGGUCAAAGUUUGCGACCUGGUUUUUCACCACGUUUACGGCAUCUGACAUAAAACAGAAGGUCCACUCGUUAAAGGGUGUGCAGUAUCUGUACGCGAAAAUAAACCCUGACCAGCUCGACAUUCCAAGCUUUGUGCUCGACUAUGAUAUCAAGGAGAAUGGUCCCAGGUAUUGUGUUCUGUUCGAGGAAGGGACUGUGGAGGAAUUGUGAUGAACGGUGCCUCUAAAUUGUGUGAAAAUUCCGACUUUAUGUGAAUAAGUGGCAUGCUAUUCCAGAGAUAUUUUCACCAUCAGUGAAAUGUUUAUUUCUGGUGUUGACAAUUUAUAUGUGAUUUUACAAUAAAACAUGUUGUUUUAUUCACAUAUUUUACUUAAUAUACAUGAACAUAUAAUUGAAUGUAUGUUUGAUUAUAAAGCAUAAUAAUGCUAGAUGAUAAAUGGCGUUAAAUUAUCAAAAAAAAUGUGAGGUUUAAUAUUUUUGCAUACUUUUGUACUUUGUAAUUUUCAUUUAAUCAAUUAUAUCAUAAUUAUUAUGAUUACAUUGAUGGAUGUUUGUGAAACUGUAUACAUGAGUAUUGGUGACCACCGAAUAAGCUAUGGACACUAUUUGGGUACAGGAGAAAUCGUACCAACAAGACGUUAUACCACCACAAAGUUGUGCAAUAUUUGAAACAACAAUAUAUUGUUGUACCUAGUGUUUAGAUGUUAAGUGUGAGCUACAAUAUGUUGAGAUUAAAGGGAUUUUGUCACAUUUCCGGACGAUAUAACGUCAUCUAUUGCCGUUUCUAUUGUUGAGAAGCCAUUGUGAGCUACAAUAUGUUAACAUCAAAGGGAAUUUGUUAUGUUUCCGGACGAUAUAACGUCAUCUAUUAUUGUAUCUAUUGUUUGGAUGCCAUUGUGAGCUACAAUAUGUUAAUACCAAAGGGAAUGUGAUAUAUUUCCGGAAUUUAAAAGGUCAUCUAUUGUAUCUAUUGUCGAGAUGUCAAGGUCAGAAUAUGUUGAGAUUUUAGGAGUUUGGUUUUUACAUCAUAUCAGAAUAUUUCCUCCAUAUCUCCGGUAUUCUUUUACUUUAAGUAAGUUGUGUAUGGGCGACUUUUCAAAACAUAGAACGAUUUUAUGUAGGUUUGACUUCGCUUGUAAUACAUUUAGAAACGCUAUUCUAUCAGUGCUAGGAUGCAGUGACAUGACCAAGACUUUUUGACUGGUUAGGAAAGUCAAUAGUUUCUUCCAUUAUGACAGAGAGAUGAAUUAACAGUAAACAAUAACAAAGCUAUAAAUCUGCUAUAAAUCUUAAAGUAAUUUAUACCAAUUUCAUUUGGUUUGAUUUUGACAAAAGCUGAUAGCUUAUAGAACCAGAAUCGGGUCACUUUCAGUCAAUUUCCUAGGUAGAAGUCAUGAAGAACUGAUGUUUAAUUUCGUUGGUGUAAAUGUCUUCAGUAUUAUAACUUACCGUUUUGCGUUAUUUACAUGAGAUAUCAUUUAAAUCAAAUAUAUACCAAUACUUGACCAGCUUAGUAUUUGAGAUUAUAUUUUGCCUACUGAUCCAGCCUCUAUUUACAAUACACCUGAUUAAAAUCAAUAAGGGCUGACUGCUGAUUUAACAAAAUAAGUGUACGGCGGAUAAAAUAUUCUGGAUAGAGUAUAAUUUUGAACACUAUUUACUAGUAAAAAAUUAACAAUGUAGAAACUUUACAGAAUUUUAUAGUCAUAACAAAUGUAUUAAUUUGGUUUGAUUCACAUACAUUUCUUUGCGAAGAUAAUAUUUGUUUUUAUACCAAUGUUUAUAUGAACUAUGUAUGAUUUGUGUUUGUAAUAUGCGUGCAAUAUGUUUGUUAUUUUCAUGUACAUAAAUUUACAUUAACAUUA
Mya arenaria is the source of this 3469-nucleotide messenger RNA. RefSeq names its product protein GDAP2 homolog. The coding region runs from base 273 to 1814 and encodes 513 amino acids. The transcript has 12 exons. The record is from RefSeq and is a predicted model, not a curated record. Lineage: Eukaryota; Metazoa; Mollusca; Bivalvia; Myida; Myidae.